This is a messenger RNA of Ilex paraguariensis (yerba mate), 2172 nucleotides long. Lineage: Eukaryota; Viridiplantae; Streptophyta; Magnoliopsida; Aquifoliales; Aquifoliaceae. The record is from the annotation of a GenBank genome assembly.
CUCAACAACUGCCUCUCUCUCAACUCAAAGUCUCUUUUCUCUCUCACCGGUGAACAAAUCAACCUUCUCUCUCUCUCAGUCGAACUCAAAUUCGAACAAAUCAACUCUCUCUCUCUCUUACUCUCAAUCGAAGUGUCGAACGAAAGCAAUAUCUUCUCUUUCACUUAACAGAACUCAAACUCACUCGGCUUGCUCUCUCCACCCAUGGGGGCUCUGAGACUCCCCUCUCUCUCCUCCAUCUUCGCUUCUUCCUCUACUGCCAUCUCGUCCCGGUCGCCUUCGCUUUUCCGGCGGCACUGUCAGCUCCGCCUCCCUAUCCGGCGUAUCUCAGCCGCCAAUUUCUCUGCUCAGAGCACCGCCGAAAAAGAGCUUGCGCCAGGAAUUGAAGAUCCUGACGUGAACCAGAAGUCCCGAGUUCAAGAUAAAGACCGAGUCAUCACGCCUCGGUCUCAGGACUUCAAUGCUUGGUACCUUGACGUAAUCGCAAAAGCGGAGCUUGCUGAUUAUGGUCCGGUUCGGGGGACUAUGGUUAUCCGACCGUACGGGUACGCCAUUUGGGAAGCUAUUCAGGAGUAUUUGAAUGUUAAGUUCAAGGAGACUGGUCAUAGCAACAUGUACUUCCCACAGUUUAUACCAUACUCAUUUAUAGAGAAAGAAGCUAGCCACGUUGAGGGAUUUAGUCCAGAAUUAGCCCUUGUGACCAUUGGAGGAGGAAAGGAACUUGAAGAAAAACUUGUGGUUCGACCUACUAGUGAAACCAUUGUGAAUCACAUGUUUACUCAGUGGAUUCAUAGUUACCGUGAUCUUCCCCUUAUGAUCAAUCAGUGGGCAAAUGUCACAAGAUGGGAGAUGCGUACUAAACCGUUUAUCAGGACUCUAGAAUUUCUCUGGCAGGAGGGCCACACGGCCCAUGCCACUUUGGUGGAGGCGGAAAAAGAGGCAUUACAGAUGAUUGAUCUCUAUACAAAAUUUGCUUAUGAGCAAGCUGCAAUACCUGUCAUUGCAGGUCGAAAAUCAAGAGUGGAGACAUUUGCAGGGGCUUCCAAGACAUACACAAUUGAAGCUAUGAUGGGUGAUCGAAAGGCUUUGCAGGCUGGAACAAGCCAUAACCUUGGACAGAACUUCUCUCGUGCAUUUGAAACACAGUUCACUGAUGAAAAUGGACAAAGGGAACACGUAUGGCAGACAUCAUGGGCAAUAAGCACCCGUUUUGUUGGUGGUAUCAUCAUGACCCAUGGGGAUGAUGCUGGUUUAAUGCUUCCCCCAAGGCUAGCACCUGUGCAGGUGAUAAUUAUCCCGAUUUGGAAGAAGGACGACGAGAAGACAGGAGUUCUUAAUGCUGCAUUAUCUGUGAAAGAAGUAUUACAAACCGCGGGAAUCAAAGUGAAAAUCGAUGACUUUGAGCAGAGAACACCAGGAUGGAAAUUUAAUUUCUGGGAAAUGAAGGGAGUCCCUCUCAGGCUUGAAAUUGGUCCUCGCGAUGUCUCAAGUGGGAGCGUGGUUGCAUCUAGACGAGAUGUCCCAGGAAAACAAGGGAAAGUUUUUGGAAUAUCUAUGGAACCUUCAGUUUUGGUACCUUAUGUCAAAGAUAAGUUGGAUGAGAUCCAAUCAUCACUUUUGGGAUUGGCAACAUCUUUUCGAGAUAGUAAUAUUGUGGAUGUCAGCUCAUAUGAUGAGCUCAAAGAGGUGAUUUCUAAGGGAAAAUGGGCAAGAGGUCCUUGGUCAGCGAGUGACAAAGAAGAGUUAAAGGUGAAAGAAGAAACAGGGGCGACCAUUAGAUGUUUCCCUUUUGACCAACCGCAAGGGACAAAAACGUGCCUUAUGACUGGAAAUCUGGCAGAGGAAGUUGCGAUUUUCGCUAAAUCUUACUGACAAGGAGCAGACCAUUUCCUUUUAUGCCAGUCAUCUUUGCACAUGGUGGCACUUGUAGUUGAUUUUUUCAAGGCUGCUGAUGAUAUUCUGAGUCUGUUUUAAAUCUGUGUAUAAGAUUAGCAGCUUACAAAUCGUUGUGAAUUUUCUGAUUUAUAUAGAAAUGGAGAAAUGCUAUUAAUUAGAGUUGAUGUUAAUAUAUUAGAGUGUUUAGGUUUUAACUUAUUUGGAAUUAAAUGGUUAAUUUUUCAAGUCUUACUGUAUUAUUUAACAAAAAUUGUCUGCAGCUAAAUGUAAAUGCAG